CCUUCGCACUCCCACAAAAUUCAUGCCUAACAAACAGCCCUCGCAGAGCCUCAGCUGAAAACAACUCUGCAGCUUUCUUGUCCAAUUCCCUCCCUUUAAAAAUCCUCAUAUGCUCUCUCUAACUCCCACCAACAAAAACACCACCACAAUGCUCAAACUCCUCAGCAGGAAGCUCCUCCGCCUCUGCUCCCGCCUCCGCUGGCCGCUCUGCCGCCGCUCCCGCCCCAAAGUCGUCAUAAAAGUUUUCGGGAAAACAAGCUCCAGAAAAUCCCAACCCGAAAAUGAAGCCAAUGGCACUCAUGCGCCGGCGGCAGUACACCCCAAUACCGACUUAAAAAAAGAGCGGCCGAUUCGGGUGGCGACUUUCAACGCCGCCCUCUUCUCAAUGGCGCCGGCGGUUCCCAAAGCCGAGAAAUUCGGGAACUUGGACGGCGAAAAUGGAGGUAGUAGCUUGACGAUCCAUAAACACGUCAGUCGAACAAAGUCUUCGGGAAGCGAACGUCCGAAGAGUAUUCUGAAACAGAGUCCUCUGCAUCCGAAUUCGAUGAACAACUCGGAGAAUCUCACGAAACAGCAGAAGUUCUCGAAAUCCAAGUUAAGGGUUUCGAUCAAUCUUCCGGAUAACGAGAUUUCCCUGCUGAAAAACCGGCAAUUGAGCUUUUCGGAAGGCAGAGCAAAGGAAGAUGCUUUCUCUCCCGUGACCGGAAAAUCGCCUCUGAGAUCGUCGAGUGUGAGGAUUUCGGGAGUUUUGAGAAGUGGGGCGACGGCAGAUGGAGAUUUGCACAGAAGUCAUCGGACGGUUCUUGAAGUUUUGAGAGAGCUGGAUGCUGAUGUUCUGGCGCUGCAGGAUGUGAAGGCGGAGGAGGAGAAGGAUAUGAAACCGCUGUCAGACUUGGCGGCGGCGUUGGGGAUGAAUUAUGUUUUUGCCGAGAGCUGGGCGCCGGAGUACGGCAACGCCAUCUUGUCGAAAUGGCCGAUUAAGCGGUCCAAGGUCGAGAAAAUCUUCGAUGACACCGAUUUCAGGAAUGUCCUGAAGGCCACCAUUGAUGUUCCUGAAGCAGGAGAAGUCAACUUUCAUUGCACCCACCUCGAUCAUCUUGAUGAGAGUUGGAGGAUGAGGCAGAUUAAUGCUAUAAUCCAAUCAAGCAAUGAGCCCCACAUCUUGGCUGGAGACCUCAAUUCUUUGGAUGAGUCAGACUACUCUCAAGAAAGAUGGACUGAUAUUGUAAAGUAUUAUGAGGAUAUGGGUAAACCAAGGCCCAAGGUUGAAGUAAUGAGAUACUUGAAGAGCAAGCAGUACACAGAUGCAAAGGACUUUGAAGGAGAAUAUGAGUCAGUGGUUAUGAUUGCCAAAGGCCAAAGUGUGCAGGGAACAUGCAAGUACGGAACGAGAGUAGAUUAUAUAUUAGCAUCUGCGAACUCACCUUACAAAUUUGUUCCUGGAUCAUACUCAGUGUUUUCUUCCAAGGGGACAUCAGAUCAUCAUAUAGUAAGAGUUGAUGUUGUAAAAGUGGAUAAUUGUGGUGAAGAAAAUAACAGCAGAAGAAGGCAGCUGAAGCAAAAAGUUACCAAGAUAACAAACCCUACUUCCCAGUCAAAAGGAAUAUGGAAAAUCCCACAUAUAUGAAAAGAGCGUGCUAUCUACACACAUCUUUUUACCUUUCAUACAAUCUUCUCAAUUUCCGAUCAUCAGCUCGAAUGAAAUGAAGAAGAUCAAAUGAUAGAAAUUAACUUAAAAUGUGUAAAAGAUAAGCGAGGUGUGUAGAUAGCACAACCCAUAUGAAAAAAACAUAUAGAUUAAUAAUUGACUUUUACUUUUACAGUUUAGAUUUAGGGUUUGGUUUGUUGAAGGAAGGGCAGGUUCUGGCUUGGGAUCUGCAUUUAUCUCCUACAGUUAGUAAAAUAUUUUCAGUCUACAUGGGUUGUUAGGGAUACAACAAGUCAAAGGAAGAGGUGGAAUUUGGUUGGUUGGUUAGCAAUUUUUUACUUCUUCAAAUUGUACAGCAGAGUGAAAAAGUUACAUAUUUUGAUAGUGAUUUCUUUGUUCUUCGCUUUC
This is a messenger RNA of Malus domestica (apple), 2056 nucleotides long. RefSeq lists its product as uncharacterized. NCBI's taxonomy places the organism in Eukaryota, Viridiplantae, Streptophyta, Magnoliopsida, Rosales, Rosaceae. The record is from RefSeq and is a predicted model, not a curated record. Gene Ontology annotation, molecular function: catalytic activity. Gene Ontology annotation, cellular component: endoplasmic reticulum. Gene Ontology annotation, biological process: GPI anchor biosynthetic process.